Messenger RNA from Scatophagus argus, 2869 nucleotides. RefSeq names its product T cell activation RhoGTPase activating protein b (gene tagapb). Gene Ontology annotation, molecular function: GTPase activator activity. Lineage: Eukaryota; Metazoa; Chordata; Actinopteri; Scatophagidae. The record is from RefSeq and is a predicted model, not a curated record. Gene Ontology annotation, biological process: regulation of Rho protein signal transduction; signal transduction. The coding region runs from base 213 to 2234 and encodes 673 amino acids. The transcript is spliced from 10 exons.
AACAACAGAGGGUGCGCACUUGGUUGCAUUCCUCCCACUGUUACUGCCGUGGCCUGUCUGAGUCUCUCUCUGUGGAUUAGUAACUCAGACCAUGCUGUUAUUUUGCCCCCAGCUCGCCUGAGGUGAAAGAACGCUGGUUAGAUACACUUCACAGAAAAAUUAAAGAGGCAAAAGCAAGAGUUGGUUGCGCUUCUCCGCCUCCAGACGUCCUCAUGAAGGUGCUGAGUGGCAGCGUCACAACUAAAACUCUAACAGGAGGUGGCAUGGAGAAAUUCAUUGAGUUUCCACGUGAUGGUGAUGUAAAGAUCUCUGCUCUUCCAGAGCAGAUGAAUAACUCAGAGGACAAGCUGCUGCAGCCUACUGAAACCAAGUGGAGCCUGGUGAGGAAGCUCAGAAAAGGCUCCAGUUUCAUCAAUAAAGCACGGCGAUCUGAUUCAGAUGCUAAGACGCUGCUGUUUGGACAAGCCCUCUGCAAGAUCUGCCCAGACGACUGCUCACUUCCCAAACCAGUGACAGAGAUGCUGGUGUUGCUGAGGAAGAAGGGGCCGUCCACAGAGGGAGUGUUUCGGAAACAGUGCAACAGCAAGAUCAUGAGGGACAUCAAGGAGCAGCUCAACUUUGGCAUGGAGGUGGACAUGGAGAGCCAGCCGGUGGUUCUGCUCGUCGGCCUGCUCAAAAGUUUUCUGAAGGAGCUUCCUGGCAGCCUGCUGGUGUCUGAACUUUACGACAACUGGAUGACAGCUCUGGACAAUGAAGACACCCAGCAGAGAGCUCUGGAAAUCAGAAAGGUGGUAGACAUGCUCCCGGGGCCCAACAAACUCCUCUUGCAGCAUCUGCUCUGUGUUCUCUAUCACAUCCUGGAGAGGGCUGACACCAACAAAAUGGAUGCCUUCAACCUUGCGGUGUGUAUCGCCCCCACGCUGCUGCAGCUGGUCGACACUCCCCUGGAUGAGCAGAAGGAAAAGAUUGAAAAGGUCACAGAGCUAACUCAGUUCCUGAUUGAGCAUUCAGAGUUACUUGGAGACAAUAUCCCAAAUCUACUGGAUACCGAUGAAGACUCAUUGUCCUCUCAGCAUCAUGACUCAGCAUACGACAGCACUGAUCCAGAUGGAGAUGGAGAAACAGGAGAGAGUGCAAGCUCUGCACAUGGAGAGACGGGGUCAUCUUCCUCCCUCAUUCCCUCCCUCAGUUUCACCACACCAUCUUGGUCAGCCGAACCUCUCUACGACACAAAGCCAUCAUUCAACCGUCGCUGCUCUGAGCCAAUCAUCUUCCUCUCAGCCGAUCUCGAGAGCCUGUGCAGCCAUGCGAGGAGCCAUGACGACUGCUCUGUGCAGAGGACGGAUUUUAUAGAGCAGCCUCUGAAAAAGCAGAUCUCAGAUGAUUCAUUCUUGCUGAGACAGAGAGGCGGGGCAAGGCCAGUAUUGUCUUUUCCAAGACUGACCAGCAGCUCAAACAUGGAUCCACUGCCCUACAUGGCACGCAAUCAUAUCAAGGACUGUUCGUGCUCUUCCCUAGAGAGUGCUGCCUCAAAUCAGUCCGAAGGGUCUGUUUUCACCAGUUCCCCUGUGGGGUCGCCUCCCUGCACCAGGAGAGCAAACAUCACCAACCAGGCUUCAAUCACUGCAAAGGCUCAGCAGGACAUUGCCAGACCAAUUUCAGAUGAGAAGAGGCGCUCACAGUCAAUGAGAGUUGCCAAUAAGGUUCUAAUGAGGACCAAGAGUUUAGGCGCCUUCAGCAGGAGCAGCAUGAAAAAAGACUCCCAGAAGGAAAACUCCUUUGCUUGUGAAACUCUGCAGGAGGACUCUCAGAGUGAAGCAGAUCCAACUGCUGAGCCCCUGCACAAACCACGUCCCCUGUCAGCCAUUGAAGUGUUUAAGCUUGUGGACCGCCAGCAGCCCUCCAGGCCUCCAUCAUACGAACAUGCAGUGCAGAACACAGGUCUUCUUCCACAGUACGGAUCCAUGACUGUACACGAUGCCAUAGAGCUGGAGAGAAGGUCACGUCCGUCAUCUGUAAAUUAUGACUUCCCCUCUAUGCACUCUGUCAGUCAGUAUACAGACUUUUCUGCUCAAGCAGCACAGGACAAAGCCAGCACUGUUGAGCGGCGGCUGCCUUUCCGUCAGAGGGCCAUGUCUGAGUCUGUGUCUGCGGGUCAUCAUGAGAUUGUGUCACGGAGAUGUAGCCAGCCUGUGUUUGAGGACUUUUCUUAUGCCAAGGAGUCUUACGUUUGAAUGACUGUGGGACUGUUUCACACUUUGUAUUUUGGACAAUACAGACAUGAGAGUUAAAUAUCAGUUGGCAAAGCAAAAUGUUGGGUUUUCUGCAAGUUAGCAGGCUUGCAGGCUUCUUUUUUUAUUCAUUCAGAGUCUGAAUGAAGGUUAGAGAACAUAAGAUGGCUUGACUGUAUGUUUUAUUAAUAGUUUGGCUUCAUAGCACCAGCUACUUCUGUCUAGACUCCUUUUCACAGUUUUAUCAUUUGGUCAGACAGAGAAGCCAUGUGUUUAAGGCUCUGCCCACUGUGCAUCUGUGUGUUAGAGGAAAGCUUGUAUGUGUAAAUAAACUCCAGCUGAUUUUGAAUGAAUGUCAGCUAUGUGCCCCCUCUGUGGUUGCACUUUCUCAGUAGUACUAUUUAGAGUACGACAUUUAUAUGAUAUGCUGUUAUCACGACAGAUAUCUAGUCUAUCACAAUGAAGCUAUUAAAGCACAGUUAGCUGCUGUGGAUAAAAUAUGCUAUACUGUUUGAGUGUCUAUGUUGUUUUGAGAGUUUAUUGAUGUAUGUGCAGUAUUGCAAGUUGAACACAAAGUCUUUAGGCUUUCUGUAAAUCUUUGGUCUGUCUUCCACUACAUUAAAGCACUUUUCUGAUGA